AAAUAAAUAAACAAGAAAGUCUGACAUGAAACCCCGGGACCGAAGACGGGGUGCUCGGAGUGUGCAAAAAUAAAAAUAAAAAUCAAAUCUAUACACAAAACACAUAUCAUCUUCAUCAUCGUCAACUUCCGUCAGUCUUCACCAUCGUCAACUCCUUUUCAGAUCACCGUUGAUUAACCAUCGGCCGGAUGGGCGGCAACUACACCACUAAUCCAGACGAUUACAAUCUUCUAGAAGAAGUCGGUUACGGCGCCAGUGCCACCGUCUACCGAGCGAUCUAUCUUCCGUCUAAUCAUGUUGUUGCCGUUAAGUGUUUGGAUCUCGAACGCAUCAACAGUAAUCUGGAUGAUAUUCGAAGGGAAGCCCAAACAAUGAGUUUGAUAGAUCACCCUAACGUGAUACGAGCAUUUUGUUCAUUUGCCGUCAACCAAAACCUUUGGGUGGUUAUGCCAUUCAUGGCUCAAGGUUCGUGUCUACAUCUCAUGAAAUCCGCAUAUCCGGAUGGAUUUGAAGAAUCGGCUAUUGCAUCUAUUCUCAAAGAGACUCUUAAAGCAUUGGAGUAUUUGCACAGACACGGACACAUACAUCGUGAUGUUAAGGCUGGAAAUAUACUUCUUGACACUAACGGAGAGAUAAAGCUUGGUGACUUUGGAGUGUCGGCUUGUAUGUUUGAUAGCGGUGAUAGACAACGCUCUAGAAAUACUUUUGUAGGAACUCCUUGCUGGAUGGCCCCGGAGGUGCUGCAGCCAGGAAGUGGAUAUGAUUUUAAGGCUGACAUCUGGUCAUUCGGAAUUACCGCACUGGAAUUGGCUCAUGGUCAUGCCCCUUUCUCAAAGUACCCUCCAAUGAAGGUCCUCUUGAUGACCAUACAAAAUGCACCCCCAGGACUUGAUUACGAUCGGGAUAAACGCUUUUCUAAGUCUUUUAAAGAAUUGGUUGCUAUGUGCUUGGUAAAAGAUCAAACAAAAAGGCCAACUGCUGAAAAGUUGUUAAAACACUCGUUUUUCAAACAAGCUAAACCGCCAGAGAUCUCCGUGAAGAAACUCUUUGCGGACUUACCGCCACUGUGGCAUCGUGUGAAAGCCCUUCAGAUUAAAGAUGCGGCCCAACUAGCUCUCAAGAAGAUGCCGUCAGCAGAACAAGAAGCGAUAUCACAAAGCGAGUACCAGCGAGGUGUUAGUGCAUGGAACUUUAAUGUUGAAGAUUUAAAAUUCAAAGCAUCCUUGAUGCAAGAUGAUGACGAAAUUCAAGAUAUCAAGGAAGAUGAUGGCAGUUCAACUUCAGUUGUCAAUAAUGAUGCAUCCGAUUCAAAGGCUACAAUCGGCAAAGUAGAUUCCACAAGCGAGCUUGUUUCUAGUGAUGAAGUAGUCUCGUCUGAAUCCUUGAGCAAUAAGGAUAAUACUACAGAAAGUAAUACGCCAGAUGGCAAUAAAGGGAACACUUUAGAAAAAGACAGAACAAAAACAGAGCAACUACCAUCAACAUCAGAUAAAGAUUCAGCGCAGGCUAAGACAAGAAUUUUGACAGGAAGAAACCGACAAACGCAGAGUGGGCCCCUAGUGGCUGGUGUUGUCUUAAAUCACUCCAAAUCCGAUAGAACUCGUAGUUCAGAAAGCUCACAAGCAAUUGAUAAAAUUCAUCAAGUAAGGAGAGCUCCGAGCUUUAGUGGUCCAUUGAACCUUCCGAAUAGAGCUUCCGGAAACAGUUUAUCUGCUCCAAUAAAACCAUCAGGAGGAUACAGGGAUUCGUUGGAUGACAAAUCAAAAGCAAAUUUGGUACAAAUAAAAGGACGUUUUUCUGUGACAUCUGAAGAUCUUGAUUUUGUUAAGGAGGCAUCACUGAGGAAGUCCGCUAGUGUAGGUGACUGGAUACUUGAUUCAAAUAAAAUGCCUACACCUACUACUAAGGAUAUCAAUAGCGGUUCUAUACAUAACGUUCUACCUGCAUCGGUGCUCAUGCCUCACCUUCAAAACCUUUUUCAGCAGACAACACUCCAACAGGAUCUUAUCUUGAAUUUGUUGAGUAGCUUACAAUCAGCUGAGGUGCCAGAGGCUUCUCAAAAUGGGAAGUUGCCCCCAUUGCCUCGCAGCUCGGAGAAUAACGGCUACGCUGAAGUUUCUGAUAGAGAGCGUUUGCUGCUAACCAAGGUUUCCGAGCUACAAUCCAGGUUAACAAGCUUGACUGAGGAGUUGACCGCUGAAAAGUUGAAAUACAUACAAUUACAAGAGCAAGUUGAUGCUGUUACCAAAGGAGAAGCUGAUGCUUGAUAUCCUCGUGGAAAUACGAUUGAUGUAAUGCUGUAUAUUAUGCUACAAUUGCAACGUGCAAGCAGUGGUGCUUGCAAUCAAGAAAAUUGGAUGAUCAUCCUCAGCUGUGUAAUAAGUUUUUGUGUGAAGAAUUCCCGAUCUUGAAAUGCGAAUAUUCGGGUAGUGAGGAAGCCAUUUCUUUGAUUCAUUUUUCAUACAAAGAGAAAGGGUGCCUCGGUUUGCGGUUUACAGUUAUAGCAGCAAGCGUGACUGCUUGAUUCGUGGGGCUGAUUCUCUUGAAGCUCAUUCUAUAGAUAAUUUGUAUGUUUAAUGUUGUAGCUGUCAAAAACAGGACAUUUAAAUGAAAGGUUUUUGUUGUAUUUUAAGAUAUUCUGUAACUGUUAUAAUACCAGAAAUGUGAAUAUCAUGAACAAACGAACUAGUUGAUGUUUUUA
Helianthus annuus (common sunflower) is the source of this 2701-nucleotide messenger RNA. RefSeq names its product serine/threonine-protein kinase BLUS1. The transcript is spliced from 22 exons. The record is from RefSeq and is a predicted model, not a curated record. Lineage: Eukaryota; Viridiplantae; Streptophyta; Magnoliopsida; Asterales; Asteraceae. Bases 189 to 2267 code for a protein of 692 amino acids. Gene Ontology annotation, molecular function: protein kinase activity; ATP binding; protein serine/threonine kinase activator activity. Gene Ontology annotation, biological process: protein phosphorylation.